AUGGCCUUUCGAGGAACCAGACGCCAAGGCCCAGCGCAACUGGAAGCACAGGAUCCUGGGAAAAAUGGGACAUCCCAGAACGCCAGUCCUCAAAUGACUGAAAUUGAAGGACAUGUCGAAGAGCUUGUUGAUGAAGUGAGAGCUGCGGCUAGGCAACCUUUGGGCGCGACCGAGAACACACCAGCGCCAGACUCCAAUGCCGCCAGACCAGAUGAUAGUGACGAUGCGGGCGAAGACCUUGAUGCGUUGAUACAAGCUGAGGAACGACGCUUAGAGCGACUGGCCAAAGAGGUCAAAUUGGCUGACCUCCGAAGACGGACUGCCGCAGCUGAGGCUAACAUUGCGGGCGCACGUAUCGGACUCAACCAUACCGCAAUUGACCAGGUCAGCCUUGAGACACGUUCAGUGGCAUCACAGGACUACCAAAUCGACCCUGCGAACCCAGACCUUCAAGUGCUACCAAUAAACCGACAACCUUUACCACCGCAGGCAAGCUUAGUGCCAGGGGAAAUAACCAGAACCGUGCACGUUGAUGACCGAACCCCACCGAAUCCAGUUAACAUGGCCAUAUUCACUGGGAAAACCAUCGGUGAAUACAACGAUUUCAUCAACCAGUUAGAGGCACACUUCAACAAAUAUGAGCACUACUAUUCAGUGGAGAAGCGCAAGGUCGCACUUGCAGUUUCUUACCUGCAUAAGAGUGUACUUUACCAUUGGGUAGAAUACACGCAUGGGUGGGCGAUACAGCGCUCGUGGAAGGAAUUCCUUGAAUUCUGCCUUCACUGGAUUAAUGACCACCGCAACCUCCAGAAGGAUGCGGCUCAAAAGUUCUUCGACGCAAGGCAGUUAGAGCACCAAAGUGUUCGCGACUUUGCAGCCUACCUUGCAAUAUGGGAGCGUCAAAUGAAAACCCAAUUAUCAGAAGAACUCCGACAGGAAUACUUAAGGACCAGGGUGCUCCCACGAAUACGUAGUGAGGCCUUGAAGUACCCGCAGGAACCAGAAACGUAUGAGGCUUAUGUCUCAUACCUUCAAACAAUAGAAGAUCAACUUCCAGGGCGCAAAUUAGCCCAACAGCCCGCAGGAAAGGCGCGGAUGGGACGCCCAAAUAGUCGUACCCACACUGUGGAGGGCACUGAUAAUAUGGGCCCUACCCCAAAACGUGGAGCACAUAAGCGCAAUUAUGACUCCUAUUUGGAGAAUAAAAGGAGAGGAUCAAAGCCGUGGUGGCAAUGGAAUGAUGAAGAAAACAAGGAGCCGCAACCCAGGGACUCUGUAGGAGCAGGUGCGGACUCAUCAAAAAACUAG
This is a messenger RNA of Monascus purpureus, 1308 nucleotides long. The record is from the annotation of a GenBank genome assembly. NCBI's taxonomy places the organism in Eukaryota, Fungi, Ascomycota, Eurotiomycetes, Eurotiales, Aspergillaceae.